Momordica charantia (bitter melon) is the source of this 1089-nucleotide messenger RNA. Its product is annotated as oil body-associated protein 2B-like. Lineage: Eukaryota; Viridiplantae; Streptophyta; Magnoliopsida; Cucurbitales; Cucurbitaceae. The record is from RefSeq and is a predicted model, not a curated record.
CGCAGAUAUCAGAACCAGAGCAAGAUGGACCAAGGCGCAGCAGCUCAUCUGACGCAGCCGCAGCCACCGGGCGAGAAAAUGAGGAUGGGGCAGCAGCUGCUGGACAAAGGGGCUAAGAUGAUGCAAUCGCUGAAGCCCGUGAAGCAGAUCAGCCAGCACGCUUGCUCCUUUGCCCUCUACGCCCACGAUCUCAGCCGUCAAAUCGAGACCCACCAUUACGUCUCCCGCGUCAACCAGGACUUCCUCCAGUGCGCCCUUUACGACUCCGACGCCUCCGACGCCCAUCUCAUCGGCGUCGAAUAUAUUGUGUCUGAUGAAAUAUUCGAAACUCUGUCUCCAGAUGAACAGAAGCUCUGGCAUUCCCAUGCAUACGAGAUCAAAUCAGGGCUGUUUGUUCAGCCACGCGUCCCGGAGAUGGUAGCCAAGCCAGAACUGCAAAAUCUAGCCAAAACCUACGGCAAAUUCUGGUGCGCGUGGCAGGUGGAUAGAGGUGACAAGCUGCCGCUGGGGGCUCCGGCGCUGAUGAUGUCGCCGCAAGCGGCGGAUGGUGGGGUGGUGAAGGAGGAGCUGGUGCAGAAGAGGGACGACAAGUACAACAUAUCGACAGAGGCGAUAAAGAAAUCGAGAGUGGAGUUGGAGGAGCCGGAGUGGAUCAAUCCGCAGGCUGAUUAUUGGAAGCUGCACGAUGGCAAGGGUUUCGCCGUUGAUAUUGUCGGCACUGAAAUGAAGUUAAGGGCACCGCGUUUCCCGUGAGUGAGUCUCGUAGUCGCACAGUUUUUCGUUGUGUAAAUAACAGCGCCAAAACUUUGGCAUCUUCAUUUUCAACUUUAGGAUAUAAGAAGGGAAAAAAAAGGGUAAUUGGACGCUGAACGGUGAAAUUAUCGGAAUAAACGAGGGAAAUUUUUAAACGGCCAUCCGGUAAGUGGAGGUGGUAUUUGACCAGGAUCCAGGAUCCAGCGUGGCAAAAGAUUGAAGAACUAAAAACUUGAAAGUGGCAUUUUAAUUAUUCAACUUAAUUACAUGUCUGUGGAGCAUAUAUUACGUGUCAUACGUUAGUCAAUCUACGUGGUCUUGAGGGUUUUUGGGGUU